AUGGGCAGCUUUCGCCGUCGACUACCUCCAACACCCUUGGAUUUGGCAAAUGGAAGAUUAUCUGGUUCUCAGGAUGCAAUAUUAAUACCCCCACUUUCCGAGGAUGUUGGAAAUGGAAGUGUAACACUCCCACCAAGUAGGAGAACAAGUUCACCUAGAAUAUUACCAACACCUCCAUCACCUUUACAACAAUUCUCCCCAAAUUCUAGAGGAAUUCAAAAUUCUUCUAAUAUGAACUUAUCUUACAACGACGAGAAUGUGGGUUAUCAACAACCACCCCCUGCUAGCCCUUUUGAAAGGCGUCGCUCAGUUCGACGUCAACUACCUCCAGAACCCCCAAAUAUUCAACAAUACGACUCUACCCCGAAACUUAUAAUUGUCAAUAAUAAUUCUUCACAUCAAAUAACUAAAAGACAAUUGAGCGGGGAAACAAAAAGUAAUAAAAUUGAAGGAAUUGCAACGCUAACUAUUGAAGAAAAUGUAGAGAAUGGGAAUGGUUUACAGAGGAGUUGUUCUACUAGAAGUACACGUCGAACAAAAGGAAUGGAAGGAGAGAAGAAUAUGAGAGGGACUAGGUAA
Messenger RNA from Meloidogyne enterolobii, 579 nucleotides. NCBI's taxonomy places the organism in Eukaryota, Metazoa, Nematoda, Chromadorea, Rhabditida, Meloidogynidae. The record is from the annotation of a GenBank genome assembly.